AGAAGCAAGAAAACAAAGACCCUGAGACUGUGACAGAGAUGUACGGGGAAAGAGAGGGGGAAGAACAGGGGGAGAGAGAAGAUGAAGUCUAUCUUGAGAACAAAGAAAGGAUUAUUGAAGAGGAAAAGACAACUGAGGCACAGUGGGACAUGGAGGAAGAGGAUGGUGUGACUGAGACCAAGGAAUACAGUUCAGGUGAUGGUGACGAGGAGACUGGCAGCGAGGAGAUAGAGGAAGAAUUUGAGCUAGAGAGGGAGAGAGAGAGACAGGAGAUGGAAAAAGAAAGGAUGGAACUGGAACAAGAAAGAGAAGAAGAACUGGAAAGGGAGAGAGAGCUCGAGAGAGAGACAGAGAUGGAGCAAGAAGAAAAGGAGGAGAGAGAGAGACAGUUACAAAGACAAAGAAUGGAAUGGGAGAGACAAAGAGAGAAGAUGGAGAGAGAGAGGAAGGGAGAGACAGACCGAGAAGAAGACAUGGGGCCCCGUAUUUCCCACUGUGAUUACCUUAAAGGACCUCCAGGUGAAAAUGGAAAACCAGGCCCUAAGGUUCGGCAAUCUUUUUCAUUAUAUGUCGGAACGAUCUGUUCUUACUAAUAAAGCAUGAUAGUCCCAUCCUGAGCAAUGUUCUCGUCAGCUCUUAUUAGUGUCUGAGCUCUGUGUGUUCCCAAACCAAAGUCUGUUAGAUAAUCA
Messenger RNA from Sinocyclocheilus grahami, 689 nucleotides. RefSeq names its product zinc finger CCCH domain-containing protein 13-like. The transcript is spliced from 2 exons. The record is from RefSeq and is a predicted model, not a curated record. The coding region runs from base 39 to 593 and encodes 184 amino acids. NCBI's taxonomy places the organism in Eukaryota, Metazoa, Chordata, Actinopteri, Cypriniformes, Cyprinidae.